Messenger RNA from Topomyia yanbarensis, 11762 nucleotides. Its product is annotated as BTB/POZ domain-containing protein 2-like. Lineage: Eukaryota; Metazoa; Arthropoda; Insecta; Diptera; Culicidae. Gene Ontology annotation, cellular component: P-body; cytosol. The transcript has 2 exons. Bases 2085 to 3218 code for a protein of 377 amino acids. Gene Ontology annotation, molecular function: protein binding. Gene Ontology annotation, biological process: neurogenesis. The record is from RefSeq and is a predicted model, not a curated record.
AAAUUUGACUAAUUUUGUGAAAAUCACUCCUACAUUUUUUGUAGGAUUUGUCAUUUUUAGGCUACAGCAAUUUGAAAAAAAUGGUUAAAAAAUAGUUUUACCCUUUCCAAAAGACAGUCUAGACCGUUUUUGGAAAAAACUAAGUAUGCAAAGUGGCUUGACAAAGUUUUCAUGUACAGAAACUUUAAUUAAAAUCUGCGAGGGUGGUGCCAACUCUGAAUGCGAUUUAUCGCGAAAUUCGUCAAUAUUCUGUUCAACGUAUCUUGUGAUAUCAAUCAUGUAGAGGAAAACUUGUUCAGAAGACCAAGAGCUAGCCUAUGGAAGAUCAAGUAGUUUAAAAUAAAAUUCUGCCGCUAGGUAGCGCCAGUGAGCGUUUCAUUUUUCCAGCUUUCUGUAUCUUAAGAUCCAGAUUUUUUAGAAAGUCAGUGUCUUCGACGAAGUUGCUAAGCAAAUCAAAACCUAUGAGGUGGUAUAACUCUGUUUCAGAAUACUGCCAUUAGGCGGCGCCAGUGAGCUGUUCAACUGUUUGACCGAACGUUUCUCAUUUUCCUGAUUUUUCAGCGAGUCAGUUCUUUCGGCAAAGUUGCUCAUGAGAUCCAAACCUUCAAGGUGGUAUAUCGAAUCGUAGUGUAUUCUUCCGCUAGGAAGCGCUAGUGAACCUGAACAUGUAAUUUUUUCUAUCUACUGUAUCUCAAAUUACUGACUCUUUGAUAGGUCGUUUUUGUUUUCCUUCGAACUUAAACCAAAAACCGUUGAAUGUCUGAGGGAAUAGAAUAAAUCAAUGAUCUUUCUUAUUCAGCUAAAAUAUUUUUUUUAACACCGAUGCAAUAUUCAUAAAAUUGUAUUUAUUCAUGAACAUGCACACAUAGAAAUUCAGAUUUGGAAAUCGUAAAACUGCUGUGAACCAUUUGUGUAACACCAUUCAGCUACUUACGAUGGUGGUCGGUAAAGGGAGGCUACUUACAAUACACACAGAAAUAAUAACACAACCUUCCUAAAUGCAGAAUAAUACUAAACAAAUACAAUUGUGUUUCAAUUUGUUCCACGUAUUGAUUUUAUUCGAAAAAUCGGAAUUAUACUAUUAUUCCGCGUAGAAUAUUAUUGUCUAUAACUAUUGAAUAGAAUGAAACAAUUUUACGUGUUAUCCGUGCCUUCUACUUAUUUGGUUGCUAAAUAUAUCUGAAUAAAAUGUUCAAAAUAUUUUCUUAAGACACUUUGGAUGUAGUCGGGAUACUAGAGCUACGUAGUUAAUGAAAAGUGUCAAGAAAGGUUCGGUUUGCUAUGACAUUUACUUUUUCCAUAUCUCACGUAAAACUUCAUUUCAAACUUCUUGAAUCAACAACUCACUUUUAAAUAGUCGUAAUCUUGAGAUUCAGAAAUCAUAAAUGUGGAUGGUCGCUAGCGCUACCUGGUGGCAGAAUCCACCAUUCCGUGUGCCACUUCGAAGAUUUUUAUCUCUUGUGCAAAAACAUCGAAGACACCGUCCUGUUAAUAAAUCAGGAGCUUCAGAUAACGUAGCGUAGGCCAAAUAUGGCAUGCUCACUAGCGCAACUUAGUAGAUACAGAAGAUCGAAAAAAAUAAUUCUCACUAGCGCCGCCUGACGGCAGAAUUCCGACAUAUUCAUUCGCCCAUCCAAAAGGUCAUAAUUUACCGCCCAAGUUUACAGACUAUCUGCGUUAUACAAAGUACAACGCGUGAGUGUUAGUUUUUCAAUAUUUAGCGCGAGUGGUGGAGGGUUAACAAAAUCGAAUUUAUACACGAGAAGUUACAUACACGCUAGCACACGUGACAUGCAAACCCCAAUGCGAUCGAACCAGUUAACGUACAAACGCUCGAACCUUCGCGACGAUACACGCGAUCGCGAAGUCCCUUCAAUGAAUAUCACAUUUAGAAUCACGUCUCGCUGCAAUUAGGCUUAAGCAGUGUUUUAGUGGGUGACAUUUCCCGUCUCGUCUGCAAUUGUAGUGUUUGAUUCUGACGGGGAGCUCUUCCGGGACCUUAGCUCUACAGCUUCAGUAGUACAACCUCAAAAAAUAGUAAGUUUUAACUUUCCACUUCCUUACGCAGAUACCUCGCAUAGAUAAUGGCGGACAACUAUUCAAAACGGCAUCGCAAAGCUUUCGAAGCAAAACGUGCGAAAAGUCUAACAAAACUCACCCGAAAUCCGACGCCGGUUACAACGGAUUGGCAAAUUUCGCGCCACAACAUCAAAUCUCGAACUCACUAUUUGUUCGAAAACGGGACGCUGACUGACUGCAGUUUUUUGGUUGGUAGAGAACCGAAAGAGCAAAAAUUGGUUGCAGCUCACAAGCUAAUUCUGGCGAUGGCUUCUCCCGUCUUCUACACCAUGUUCUAUGGAAGCCUUCCCGAGACGAAGAUGAUAAUUCCCGUAACCGAUCUCGAUCAUUCGGCGUUCUCUGCUCUACUGGAGUACAUUUACACGGAUGCGGUGGUCAUGGAAUCCGUAGACGAAGUUUUCGAGUUGUACCGUGCUGCCAAGAAGUACAUGCUCCAGUAUGUUGUCGAUAAAUGCUUGCACUUUCUAAUGGGGAACGCUAACCCCACCAAUGUGUUCCGUGUGUACGAGUUUGCCACUUUUUUCGAUGAACUGCAGUUGAAGGAACGGUGUCUCAGAAUCAUCCGCAGCCAAACAAUGGAAGUGAUCAAAGAUGAUGGCCUGGAAAAUGUUGAGCUUGAAACGCUAAUGAUGCUUAUGGAGCAAGAUGAGCUUACAAUUAGUUCCGAGACGGAAUUAUUCACUGCGAUUAAUAGAUACGCAGUAAAAAACGCUGCAAGCCUCGAUCCUCAACCCAAUCAGGAUCAAGUGAAAAACGAAGCUUCUCCGACUGCACCGUUGCAGGAGCAGCUGGUGGGUGAAGGGUCUUCCGAAUCGAGUGAUAAAUUAUUGAAGGAACCAGUUGCCGAUGAAACCAAGGAACCACAAACUGAUUCUGCACAAUCGGAGGAUGUGGAACAGAAAUUUGCGUCUGCACCCAUCUCCAUUCGGGAUUUAAUCAAGCGUGUUCGCUUUCUUUCAAUGACGCCGAAGCAAUUUGUCGAUGGCCCAAUAAAGACAACGUUGUUAACACAGCCGGAGAUGUUUGCCAUUUUGGCUAACAUUUCGUCGCCGGAUAGCGGUAUUCCGAUGCCUGAGGGAUUCAGCACCAGCCGUGCUCUGAGAGGUUCAAAACGGUCCCUGUAUCACUUUCAACAGUGACUGUUUUGCUGUGAAAUCACAAUAUAAUUUUUUACAUGAAAUACUUCGAAACAUUAUCAUUAUCAUUAGGUCAUUAGGUAGCCUAUAUAAAGCGAAAUAUAUUAUGUAAGGAUAAUGCUUAGAAAAAGUUUGAAUUGUUGUUAUUGUUCGGAAAGCCUCAGACAGUAUUGACGGUUCCAAUGUAGCUUCUGCCCCAUGCUGCACUCUCUAUUGGGUCGUCCAGUAUUGAGCGCAGAAUUCAUCUAAACAAACAGAACACUCGAUACCCGAGCAAGCGGAAAGCCCACACAAACACUAUCAUAUGGUUAGAAAAUAUGAUUGCAGUUUCCCCUACCUUACCCCAAAAACUACCCCCACUAGCAUGGGUGUUUGAAAUGAAAUAUCCCAUAAAAUAACUAUACCCUCCAGGGACGAGGACCAUGUGCGUGGUCCAUUGAAUCCAUCAAAACAGUUUGAUUUUAUGUAUUGUAACCAUAGACCAUGUGAACCACCAUUGGUAGGACCAUUGGUUAUACCUUAGAACGACCAUACAUUGCUAUAUUAUUAAACUAUGCUUUAUACCAUCGUUCCACCCUUACAUUGCCCUGUCAUUGUCCCAUUAUUUAUCCCACAGAACGACCACGGCGUCUACCAUGUGUGGACCAUAAUGUGCCCCAUAGUUUGACCAUACAUUGCACCACAAUUCACUUAUUGCCAUUAACGCUAUUGACACUCGAAAUACAAAGUUAUGUUUAUGCAAUCAAUUACAAUCGAUUGGUACAUGAAAAGGUAUAGGUCGUCCCUUUGAAUUUGACGAUAUUUGUCAACCAAAGGAAAUUUCUGUAUUUCUACUUAUUUUUGUCUAUUUUUGAGAAAAUAUAAGAUUUGUUCUUUCAGAAAUUGUAGCCGAAAUCAUUUACAAUCGAUUGAUUCAUAAAACGGUAUAGAUCAUCCCUUUGAAUUCGACAAUAUUUACCAACCAAAUUAAGUUUCUGUACUUCUACGUAUUUUUAUCUAUUUUUUGAGAAAAUAUAAAAAUUGAUGUUUCAGAAUUUGUAGCCGAUUACAAUCGAUUGGGGUGUAUAAGGAUGUAUAGGUCAUCGCUUUGAAUUGGGGUGCCAACUUAAUGAAAUUCCUGUACCUCCACGUAUUUUUGUCUAUUUUUUGAGGAAAUUAAAAAAAUGUUAUCUCAGAAAUUGUAGCCGAAAUCAAUUAGAAUCGGUUGGUUUAUAAAGAUGUAUAUUCAAAAUGUUUGUUAAGAAUAUUGUCGACAAGCGGUAUAUGUUAAAUAAUUUUAAUUCGACUGUAUACUCAAAGUGGUCAAAGUUUAUAAACCUUACUCUUGGCAGUUUAGUUGCUUAUAUUAUACAGUAAUAGUUCCACAAACGGCUUAGUGUAUAACAAAAGUUGACCAAAUGAAUGGAGAAAAGCAUCACCUUGCCUGAUUAAUUUGUGGUGGUUAUAUAAUCCAUGAGUUUAUCUCGUGCGAUAAAUUAAACAUUUUCUUAUAAUAAGAAAAUCAUGAAGAGCGAAUGUCUCAAUCCGUUAAAAUACGACAAAGUUAAAAGCGCUCAUAGCGAAAGAUCUUCUACUUGGAGGGGAUUUAUCUCGAAUGUGUUCGUAACAGGGCGGCGAUGCAGGCGUAACCGAUAGCAACACGUAGCUCAAAAUGUAUAUCAAAACGUCUUAUCAGAAUGAGCAGAAAAAUUUCGCAAGCAAAAUAAGGCCAACCAGCCCCGGUCUCCCCUACAAUUUAUCGACGCACUAUUUACGUUAAUGGGCAAUCAAUUUGCUGGCAUUUAGACGAGUUGAAGUAGUUUGAUUGCAUGUUACAUGUGUGCCUUUCUUCUACUUCAUUUUUCUGUUUCUGGUGUACUUUUAGUAGUUUGCUUUUCCGCUUCUCAUGUAUACCAUAAAUAAUAUCGGCUAAUUUAUACGCUUUUAUUUAAUGUCUGUAUCUUUUUUUCUUUCUUCGAAAUGUUAUUUUUCCUCUUAUUAAUAUAUUAUGGAUUCAUACUAAUACUCACUAACACAAUUGAUUGCAUUUUCUCUCAUAUACACUCACAACCUUUCUGAUUCUAAACAUACCAACGCUCGGGGCCUUCACGAUAACACAAACCUGUUCACAAACGCGAGCAUGCAAAUACAAUCACCCACCCGCAAAUUCGCCAACAUUAAAACACCCCGGUAAAUAAGGAAACUUUUAGCACUUAUAAAUUUACAAAAUAGGUUUCAAGCAUUAACCCACCGCUCGCGCGAUCAUGAAUCGAUCACGUACGGAAAUCUGUACCCUCGAUCCUAGCAGCCUCGAAUCAUACCAUCGAUUGGACCAAUCAAAAAAUGACGCUCAUAUUCACUAGACAACACUUCCAUGGCGACAUAACCGAGAACUCUAAUGAUACGGGGAAUCUCACUCUCUUAUAGCAUUCAGCACGUUAACAUACAAACGCUUAAGCCCUUCGCGAUCAUCCACGCACACCGAAGCCCGCAGUCUCGCAAAUAUGAAAUAUGUGAUUAAGUGAUUGUUUAAUAAACUUAUAAACGCGGUCUCAGGCGGGAAGUUACAAUCGCCCAUGUUCGCGCCGUAAUGCAUCCGUCACGUUCGGAAGUCUCUUCCUUCGGUCUCAGUAGCCUAGGUCCAUGCCAUCAGUUGGACCAAUCAUAACACAAAUGAACCUCAUAUCCACUAGACAACAUGGUUCGUUCCAUGGCGGCAUGAGUUCGGGAACUCUUGUGAUAUGGAAGAACUGGCUCUUCACUAGCGUCUGAACCGUACACCGAAAAUUAAGUUUCAGAUUCGUUGUCCGCGCGCGAUCAUCUAACGUACACAUCAGACUGCUCAGAAAAAAAAUAAAUUUUUGAAAACUCAAUUGGCCCACCCCUGAGUCAAUAAUUUCUAGUCCGACCAGGAGUACUUGCUCCAAAUUUGAAGCAAAUCGGACAAGUCUAGCUACCGGACCAACGCUCCUAAAGUUUGUAAGGGAUUUUUCAACAAUUUACAUGGAAAAAACUCACUAUCUCGCAUGUUCACCUCUAGGUGACAGUGUAUGCAUCGUAUUAUUGCUGUAAGUGAAAAUAAGAAAGAUAAUUUAAUUGUCUAUAACUUUGUCGAAGACUGCUAUUCAAUCCGGCGUUGUUAAAAAAAGUUAUUAAACUUUUAACGAAAUGAUGUCUGAGUCAGUUUUACAUGGGGCCUAACAGUGCAUGGUUGUGUAUCAGUACUCGAUUCCCGCGAACUAAAUAAUUUUGUGCAAUAACGGUUAGAUUUAGCUCAAUAGUAUGUUAAGAAGAAUUAUAGUAAAUGAUACCAGCCAUAUUUUGGUUAAAAAAAUUUAGUUCAAUCUGUGACCGCUUAGAGGGCGCCAACACUAACUUUUCAUAGAAGAGAGAUAGAACAUCGACAUGUAUGGAAGAAUUACUGCAAAAUGCCCGUUCUACAACUUUGUAGAAGACACCUAUUUUCUAUCUCUCUCCGUUGAAAAGUUAGUGCUGGCGCCCUCUAUGCGGCAACAUGUGGAACUAAAAUGUUCCAACCGAAACAUGACUCGUAUUAUUUACUAUAAUUCUUCUGAACAUACUAUUGAGGUAAAUCUAACCGUUAUUUCACAAAAAUCGAAUCGGGGGAAUCGAGGACAAUUAUGUACUGCUAGGCCCCAUGCAAAACUGACUCAGACAUCACUUCGUUAAAAGUUGAAUAACUUUUUUUAACAUAGCCGGAUUGACUAGCAGUCUUCGACAAAGUUAUAGAAAUUUAAAUCAUUUUUCUUAUUUUCACUUACAGUAAUGAUACGAUGCAUACAGUGCCACCUGGCGGUGAUAACGUGAGGUAGAUGUUUUUCUCCAUGUAAAUUGUCGAAAAAUCCCAUACAAACUUCAGGAGCGUUGGUCCGGUAGCUAGAUUUGUCCGAUUUCCUUCAAAUUUGGAGCAAGUACUCCUGGUGGGACUAGAAAUCGAAUCAGGAACGGUCCGGUAGGGGUAUUUUUUUUCUUGUCACACUAGUACACACGUGAACAUGCGAAUGGACACACGGUUGAAAAAUCGCAUUUAUACACGCGACAUACAAACACCCACGCGAUCGAACACGUUAACGUACAAGCGCUCGCGCCCUUCGCGAUGAUACACGCGAUCGUGAAGUUCCUACGUCCGAACAUAUCCAAACCGUACAAUGAAUAUCAUAUUUAGAAUCAUGGCCCGCGAGCUGCAAUUGGCCUUAAGUAGUGUUUUAGUCUGCAAUUAUAGUGUGUAUUUCUGACCCGGAACCCUUUCGAUAACCUAGCUCUACAGCUCCAGUAGGACAACACUCCAACGUCCUCUAAUCGCCAUAUUUUUAAUUCGAGAAAUGAACGAAACUAACUAAUUUACAAUGCACGAAAAUGUUCGGAUCUGCAGAAGAAGCUAUUCGUAGCAGAUUAACGAAUAAAUAUGUUCGGCGAUAUGAAUUUUUUGAGCAUAAUUAUUUUGAGGAUGCUUCGGAAAAUGGUUCAUAUUACCUGCUGUUGCUCGCAAGCAUUAGAAAGAUUUUCAUAUAUUUCAACAAUCACAACUCGUUUGAUUAAUGAAACAAAGUCAUAAUAGGCCUACGAAUGUCGUUUUGUGGUUUUUACAAAAAAAAACUGGUAAUAAAAAUAUAAACGGAAUAUAAUAAAAAAUAUUCCGUUACGCGAAAGUUGUCUGUCCGAAACCCAUUCGUAGUAGAUUCACGAAUAUAUUCUCUUAGUGAGUAAAUAGUAGCGUCAACUUGCCAAAUUAUCGGAAUUAACGGAGUAACACUGAGAGAAUAGGGGAACCCUGGGCUAUUCGGACCUACCUAAGCAAUUCGCCCUUUUAGGUGGAUAAAUGUGAAAAAAUACCGUUCAAAAGUCCUAAUUAUUAGUUUCAAACCUCAGCUACCUAUUGGUGCCAUGAAAAGUUCAUUUGCACCAGUCCAUGGCAUCGCUAUGCGACGAUUUUCAAAACUCUACGUUUAUUCAUCCUUUUACAAUGUAGGGGUGAUUCGCAUCUCCCUACGGGGCAAUUCAGACCGACAUUUUUUAUAUUGUUUUUUUUUACGAAGGAAUUUUAUUUACCUUUGGAAUAUUUAUUAGAGACACUCCUUAAGAAGCAAGAAAAAAUAAAUUGCGUUUCAAAAACUAUCGAUUGGCGCAUCAUGUAUUUUCUUUGCUGUGGCGUGUACAAUGGUGUGCGCAGCCGCAAGCUGCUGAACGGUGGUUGAUGGAAUAGGUGGUCCGAAUAGCCCCGUACGCUUAUUUCACACAAAAGUGGUGAGCGCCUUGAAAAUAUAUGUAUUUUUACAAAAAAAAAUCAUUCCAUGUAAUAGCAGCCUCAAGCUUUCCAAAACACUUGCCUUUUAUUUUUUUCAUUUUUAUUUGUUGCUUUGAUCACGGUUUUACCAUCAUAAUGAUUUUUGUUUUGAGGAUGGCAAACACAUGAAACACGUUGUAUCUCCUUUCUACAAAAAAACAAAGAAUUAAAUUCAGCUCUCAAACUUAAUGUUUUAGAAUAGCGGUUCCAUGAAUAUGUACGACAGUCGAAAAAUCUAGCGACUUUCUGAGAAAUCGAGGUGGUCCGAAUUACUCCCACUGUCUUAAUAGCCCCGGGUUCCCUAUAUUCGUAAAUAUGUUACGAAUAGGUUACGAACCGCGCAUAUUUUCCAGAAAAAUAUAUUUAAAAAAAUUACUUUCAUUUGUGGAUAUGUAAAAUAUCUUUAUGGAGAUUGAAAGCUCUUUUCACGCACUAUCCAAAAAAUAUAAUCAUUCAGGGAAUAUAUUGAGAAUCAUCUUCAAUAACACAAAAUGUUGAAAAUUAAGAAAAUUUACAUAAUAUGCUCGAAAACACAAUAUCGCCCACUUCUAGAAAAAAAUAGCAACAAUAACACAUUGGUUGCCUUGUACGCAGCUCACCUGGGCUCGAAUCCCAACCUCGCACAUAGGGUUUGAGAUUUUUCUUAAGAGAUUUUUCUAACCCGAAGAGGCGAAUAACCUUAAGAUUAAAACCUCUAUAAUCGAAAUAAAAAAAAAAUUGUGAGCUUAGUAGGUAGCCAAUUGCUACGAAACCAAAUUCACUGAAAGCUCCAUUUACGUAAUAUUCGAUUUACGAAACUUUUUUAUGAACCCAAUUCGAAAAAUCGAACUUUUUUGCGACGCAAGUGCGUAAAAAAGUUUGAGUACGUACAUUGUAGUAUAAAGUUAUAUACAAUUUAACAUAUUCUUACUAAUAGAAUUUGGGUAUUUUCGGAAUUGGAUUGACUUGUAGGUGACGGAAAUCGAUGUCUGAAGCCAUUUUGAAAUCCACUGACUUUUGGUUUAGAUAAAUUCUCUAUAAACUAAACAGUAUGGAUAUUUUAGCAAUGCGGUUUUUUUAUUCAUUUUUUUAUUCUUAAAACUAGGAGGAUACAAUGUUGAAAUAAUUUUUAUAAAAGAAACAUUUUUACAGCUAUCUUAAGACUAGAAAUAAGAUUAUAUAUAUACAAGAAAGGCAAAAGUUUUUUUUGUGAAAAAUUCAGGAAUUCAGUUUGAUAUACAAGAGGGGGAGUAAUAGUUUUUUUUGCGAAAUAUUUUACAGUUAUCUUAAAACUAACAAUGUAGUUUGGUACAAAAAAGGGGGAACAAAUAUUUAUGAGAAAUUUCACAAAUAUCUUAACCCUAGAACGUUGCACUUGCGUUUUCUAUCCUAGAACGUUGCACUGGGGUACAAAUGUACCCCACGCGUUUGAUCGCAAUUUUCGCAGGUAAAAACGCAAACCAAAGAAAUGUAUAAUACAUCAUUUUCUUCGUUUUUUUUAUUGCGAAAACAGCUGUGUGAGUGAAAGUACGGAAUUUAUUGAAUCAUAAAUAAAUAAAUACAUAAAUAGGAUUGAAUCAAAAAAUGGAAAAGAUCGUGGCUUUGACUUUAAGAAUCAAAUGAUUCUAAAAGUUGAAUGAAUGGUCUAGAAACGGCAUAAAAUGAAAUUUCGAAAUUUUUGAGAAAGGGUAAUUAUUUGGAAGAGUGAAAGUUCAAAAAUCGGGUUUUGGAAAAUACCACGAAAUGGGAUGGAAAUUGAAAUGAAAUAAAUAUUUCUGAUCAGUAAUACAUUCGUAACACGCAACGUUACUGUUACAGCAGUUACUGUGCGCAAAUUAUACUUGCAAGUCAUUAUUUUGAAAAUCUAUUAAAAAUAAUCAAUGAAGCAAUAAAAAUCAGCAAAAAUGAGAACGAUUUUUUCUACUUCAAAGUUAAAUUAAAUUAAUUGAAUAAAUGAUUAAAAACGAUAUAAUACUAAUUGUUACUUACGUAGUAAAAUUGUUACUUACGUAGUAAAAUAACCAGUAUAUAAACUGGUAUUGUCACCAAUCACAUUUCCACUGACAGCACGAAACCUGACGAAACCGUACACUGGGGUACAAAUGUACCCCACGCCAACUUUGACACCUGCUUCCACGAAGGCUAUAAGCAAACAGGCUAUACCAGCUUUCCCUACUCUUACUAGGAACUCUAAAUUGAAUUAUGGUUACGGUCCCAGGUCAGUAAAUGCCGAAUUCUCGUCUUCACACGGCUCCAAAGAAGCCGUGGGGUACAUUUGUACCCCAGUGCAACGUUCUAUUUACAAGAUGGAGGACAAUAGUUUUAAUAAAGAGUAAAAAUUACAGCCAUCUUAAAACUAGGAAUACAGAAUAUAAGCUUGAGACUUAUGUUUGGCCAAGAUAUUCAGAGGGGGGCUUAUUUCCAACAUCGGUGUAGCAGCAGUUGUAUCAAGGACAGGGGAGAGAAGGCGUAUAUGGUGACAGGGAAAGAAGAACAAAACUUGCAACUUUCGGGUAAACGGCAGAUCAGCGACACAAAUUAGCGCCUCAAUCUAGUAGGUCGUCGAGUACCGGGUUGGCGGAUGGUAUUCUUCGGACCCGCGGGGAAUUCUUCAAAAGUCAUCGGACCUCGAGUCGCUCUCGCCUUAGUUUCCUUCUUUGCAGGCGUGGUAAGGGCGACGGCGGUUACAUAGUGGCACUCUGGAGAUGAUCGGUUCCACAAGGCAGGAGGACCCUAGUAACGAUUCAGGUUUUAUGGUACACUUGAAGCUCUGCUUAAAUCUUAGAAUGCACUUGUAGUGUGCUAUAAAACCAGAAUUGUUACUUGGGGAAACUUCUAAAAACGAGGUAUAAAAGAGAGGAGCUAAUUUGGGAUAUUCAUCGUUUUUAUUAAAGUAUAAAUAAGGGACAUAUAGGGGAGAUCGCGAUUUCCCAGCAUAUCCUGAAAUUAGGUGGUCUACCUCGGGCUCGAAGGGAAUCCUUCAACUGAAACCUGGCGUCCAAAUACCCGGCACAUACCCAGACAACGUGCUUGAUGUCGUAAUAGUGCUCGCUACAAGCGCACAGGCAACUCUCCGCAAGCCCAAUACGCCGCAAAUGCGCAUCCAAGGUGUAGUAGUUGGACAUAAGUCGGGACAUUACACGAAUAAAAUGCUGACCCACAUCCAUCCCCCUGAACCAAGGCUUCGUUGAUAACAAUGGGAUAAUGGUAUGUAGCCAUCGUCCAAGUUCCCCAUUGCUCCACGAGGUUGAGUGUCCUCUGACGACAAAUACUCAAAAAUUCGU